AUGGUCGAACAAUCAGAUACUGACGACAGUGGUUGUGUCGCAUGUGGCUGGACAGCGCUCAAGCGAAAGCGGUGCCACUAUGAAAGCCAUGUGAAACUCUUCUACGGCGCAUCUCAGCGCGGUGUCUGGUCAAUCGGUACUGAUAUAAUCCUAAAAGAUCGGCCAGACGAGGGCUCCAAAGCAAAAAUCGAAGCAAAGACGCUGGAUUUUCUUGCCAAAUCUACUGCUGAGAUCCCCGCCCCAAAACACAUACGCGACUGGAUGGUCAAAACACUCGAGGAAGCGUGGCCGUCGUUAUCGGAAUCUCAAAGGAUUUCCAUUGCAGAUCAGGUUGUGGAAGUUCGCAAACUGCUUCGAUUGAAUUUCACAUCAAACACGAUACAAACGGUUGACCAAGGCCCGUGUUAUCCAGGCUUACUAUUUCUGGACAUGGAGCCAUAUAGUCCAUUUCACUCCGACAAGGAGCUCUGGGAUGCCCUGGCCGUAUCUUAUGGAAAUAUCCCUCAACCCAUCUUUGAGAAGUUGAAAAAGGGCUUUCCCAAAAGUGAGCCGUUUGUGCUCACCCACUGUGAUCUUAACCUGGGCAAUAUCAUGGUUCGGGAUGGGCAGCUUGUCAGUACACUGGACUGGGAGUAUUCUGCUUAUCUUCCCAUCUGGUACGAGUACCUCGGGGCGUCUUUUGCAUUCACAGAAAUGGACGUGGAAUGGAAGAAGGUGCUUCGAGAGCGUCUAGCUGCACAUGGUGACGCAUAUGACGAUGCCAGAGCUCUGUGGAAAGACCUGACCAGUCUCAAACCAUAUCCUGAUCUGGACGGGAAAGGCAAAGAAGCUCUUGAGAGGCUAUCUUCAGCCUAG
Molecule: messenger RNA, 855 nt
Organism: Talaromyces rugulosus
Lineage: Eukaryota; Fungi; Ascomycota; Eurotiomycetes; Eurotiales; Trichocomaceae
Exons: 2
Coding region: 1-855 (284 amino acids)
Source: RefSeq, a predicted model, not a curated record